AAUCCUAAAAUUUCCAAAAAAAAUCAGAGAGCAAAAGUAGACGAAGAAGCAAGGUGCCGUGUGUUCAUUCUCUGCCCUAUUUCAUUCCAAGUUGCCUUUCAGGAGAUUUUACCUUGCGUCUGUAUACCCGAGCACUCGCUUCAAGAAUGGCUCUGUUCGGUUCCUCUGCCGAGAGCAGCAAGCUCAUCCAGUUCAAGGCUGGUCGCAUGACCCUGCGCAAUACGACCGUCCAACCAGACAAACGCAAGGGCUUGCUGUACAUGGAAUAUUCCCCUGAGCGCAUUCUGGUGAUGAAGUGGAGCGACAGAGCCUCGGGAGAGGUGGAGCUGGACUUGAAGCUCUUUCCUGGCGAGGCUGAGUUCCAGCGUGUACCGCAGUGCACUACUGGGCGGGUUUACAUUCUGCGCUUCAAGGACUCGUCCAGGAAAUACUUUUUCUGGAUGCAGGAAAGUAAUGAAAAGGGAGACGAAGCCCUCGUCACGAAGAUGAACAACCUGCUAACUACCACUCCGCCUGCUCCUGCCUCUUCUGGUAUGGGGGGUGGUGGUGGACUGGGAGGUCUUGGCGGACUCGGGUUGUUGGAGGUCGCAGUGCAACCAGUUCAUCAAUGAGUUCUCAGUCGGCCGCAGGCUCUGCUACCCCUCCAGUCAGACGACCCCCAGCUACGAAUAGUGCCAGCGGAGCAACCAGCGAGUCCAGCAGCACAACAGGCCAGUCCAAUAGUAAUGGUACCAAUACUACAGCAUCUACCACUGCUGGAUCCACUGGCAGCAGAACUACUUCCUCUACUCAACCCUCUACGUCCUCAUCCAGCCGAGGUGUGCGCCUCGAAGAUCUUGCAAGCUUCUUUGAUGGCAGUCCAGCCAGCGCUGCAGCUGCUGGUGCCACGGCUGGUGCUUCGUCAGUUGAUCUGAGUGACGUUAUCACCAGAGAGCGACUAAUGAAAGUAAUUGGUGUGCCGGAGGUGUUUGAUGCGUUGACACCGCUCCUACCCGAAGACGGCUCGGAGCCCAGUGUCGAUACGCUGAAGUCGGUCGUCACGUCGCCGCAGUUUGCAUCGGCUCUGAAAGUGUUUGGAGCUGGUUUAGAGUCUGGUCAGCUGGCACCGUUCAUGACAGAGUUUGCUGUCAGUGAGGGAGCUAUCGCCAAGGCGGCAGUGGGCGACGUCGAAGGAUUCCUUCGGGCGCUGCAGGAUUCGGAGAGCUCUUCUGGUAGCAAGGAGGAAGGGAUGGACACCAACUGAUAGCUUCAGCUUACCAACGAAUGGUGACGUGGGUUUGGUUUGUCACUGUGCUGGAUAUGAGUGAACGGGACAAGGGCUGCUGAAGUUCUCGUUUUUUUUUUCUUCCUCCGAAAUCGAGGCAGCCAGUUCUUUGCAGCCUUACUUCAGCUUCUAACCCUGCCGUAGCUCCUUGGCAUUUUUUCCUACUCAAAGAUGUUGAUUUCUCCUGCCUGCCCGUCGUAUACGUAUCCACCCACGGCUGCUCGCACCGGUGACUAGUGUCCCCGUUGCUCUUAUGAUGCCAUUGUUAUUGUUUUAAUGAAUACAUGUAUGACCUAGCUAUGCUCUGCAUGACGUCAUCGCAUGAUGUCACCGCAGACCAUCCAUGCUUUAUGAUAAUAAUUUAUAAUUAUUAUCAUGACGACAUUUUGUCUCAUACACGUGCGCGCGCGCACACACACACACACACACACACACAUACGCACGCAUGCAUGUUUUGGUGCAUCAUUUUCGCUAUUGAGAAUUUGUUUGUGUUUUUUAUUUUAUUUUUGGAUUCGUCUCCAGCUUCCUUUCCCAUCAGAUUGUAGUUCACUCUUAGUCAGUCAA
Messenger RNA from Sycon ciliatum, 1828 nucleotides. Its product is annotated as proteasomal ubiquitin receptor ADRM1-like. Gene Ontology annotation, cellular component: nucleus; proteasome regulatory particle, lid subcomplex; cytoplasm. NCBI's taxonomy places the organism in Eukaryota, Metazoa, Porifera, Calcarea, Leucosolenida, Sycettidae. The record is from RefSeq and is a predicted model, not a curated record. Gene Ontology annotation, molecular function: proteasome binding; endopeptidase activator activity.